Molecule: messenger RNA, 852 nt
Organism: Trypanosoma rangeli
Lineage: Eukaryota; Euglenozoa; Kinetoplastea; Trypanosomatida; Trypanosomatidae
Product: myo-inositol-1(or 4)-monophosphatase 1
Exons: 1
Coding region: 1-852 (283 amino acids)
Biological process (GO): phosphatidylinositol phosphate biosynthetic process; inositol metabolic process; signal transduction
Molecular function (GO): inositol monophosphate 1-phosphatase activity
Source: RefSeq, a predicted model, not a curated record
AUGCCUAUCAGUGACGCAGAACUUGACGACGCCGUGGAAUUGGCGUUGCGCGCUGCUCAUUUCGCAGCCUUUAUCAUUGAGAGGGCGAUGUCAGAGCGGGAAAGUGCACUUUUGGACAUCACCAGUAAGGCGAGUUCGGUGGAUCUCGUGACGCAGUACGACAAACAGUGUGAGGAGGAGGUUAUAGCAAUUCUUCGUGCCGGGACGCCGUAUUACGAUAUACUCAGCGAGGAAACUCACGCCAGCGUGGAGCUCAGCGAUAAACCCACGUGGAUCGUGGACCCUAUAGAUGGCACCACAAGUUUUAUUCACGGUCUCUUUGACUGUAGUGUGUCCAUUGCUCUGGUUGUUGAUAAAGAGCCGAUCCUCGGUGUUGUUAGUGCGCCGCGGCUUCACGAGGUUUACUCGGCUGCCCAGGGCCGUGGGGCGUAUUGCAACGGACAACGUAUUCACGUUUCAGAGACACGCACACUUCAAGAAUCUGUUGUUCUCUUGCACAUGGCUGUUAACCGUACUGAGCCUGCGGUGAAGAGUUAUAUUUCCAUGCAAAAGGAGCUUGCCAGCAUUCCUGUUCGUGGAGUCCGAAAUUACGGUUCAGCAGCACUUGACAUGUGCUUUGUUGCUGGCGGUAGGGCGGAACUGUACUUCGAGGUGGGCACAUAUGCUUGGGACAUCGCUGCUGCUACCAUCAUUGUUCGUGAGGCAGGUGGUGUGGUUCACAAUAUCGACAACGCACAGUCCCUUGAUCUUAUGUCACGUGGGUUCUGCUGCGCCAACUCGCUGGAGCUCUCCAAGGUAGGGAUUGAACUUUCUAGUAAGCACCAUUACAAAGAGACCACAUUGGGGACUUAG